Culicoides brevitarsis is the source of this 655-nucleotide messenger RNA. RefSeq lists its product as uncharacterized. The record is from RefSeq and is a predicted model, not a curated record. NCBI's taxonomy places the organism in Eukaryota, Metazoa, Arthropoda, Insecta, Diptera, Ceratopogonidae. The transcript is spliced from 2 exons. The coding region runs from base 2 to 655 and encodes 217 amino acids.
AAUGUUUCUUUCGUCAUUCAAGUUAAUUUUAUUUUUCUUAACUUUUUUUCGUUUCGCGAACGCUUUCGUGUAUUUCCCGGGCGGUGCUGCUGGAAUGCUCUUCGCUGUUGCCAUUCCGCUCGACUUGCCCAAAUAUUACAACGUUUUCAUGUCGUACAAUUUUGAGGCGAAUUACCGCGUUCCAACGAUGGUCACAGAUUUCACCAAAGGACCAACUUUGCUGCAUCGUGUGAGGCGUGACGGCACCAAAUGUGUGCAAAAAGUUAAUGGAGACACGUUAAAAAGCAUGUGGCAAGAUCCGUCGAUCGGAAUUGAGGAGGAAUGUGAAGCGAUAAAUGCACCAUCGACCGAACCGUUGGUCACACGAAAGAGAAUUUAUAAUUGGAUUGAGGAAAAAUUGACGUUAUACGGAUUUGAUGGCAAAGCGUGUUUGUUACGAGCGAUUUGUGAUCAUCGGAGUUCGUCUUUUGCGAAAGUUAACGGAAUUACGGGAGAUAUUUUACAUAUUUUACUGAGUCCCUACAGCUCAAAAUUGGAACCAGAAAUGGAAAUUUAUCAAGAAGCCGAGCAAAAUGGAUACACCGAAAAUUGUUCUCAGUACUACAAUGCUUGCCAACAAGACUUGUUAGAGCUCAUAACACACCAAGAACGAUGA